Messenger RNA from Trachymyrmex cornetzi, 3121 nucleotides. Its product is annotated as gamma-glutamyltranspeptidase 1. Gene Ontology annotation, molecular function: glutathione gamma-glutamate hydrolase. The record is from RefSeq and is a predicted model, not a curated record. The transcript is spliced from 10 exons. Bases 399 to 2429 code for a protein of 676 amino acids. NCBI's taxonomy places the organism in Eukaryota, Metazoa, Arthropoda, Insecta, Hymenoptera, Formicidae. Gene Ontology annotation, cellular component: plasma membrane. Gene Ontology annotation, biological process: glutathione catabolic process.
UUGCGUUGAUGCAGUCGUUGCGCAGGCUCGCAUCGAUUUUGCUCAGCUGAUACUUUGCUGCUGCAUUUCGCAGUUCUGCUCCGCUUGCGUAACACACAUAGGAAAUACAUAACAUGUUUUUCUGACAUUUCAAGUGUAAUUUUUUUUGCCUUUGCAGUGUGCAAUUAUCAUUACUGUUGCUAUUUCGUAUAUGUGUCGGUGAUAUCCGAUAACUGUCUUCCUGUAAAGAAAUUUGUUUACGCAUGCGUUCUUCAACUUGUGUCAAGGGCUGAACUCAAUAUCUUUGUAGUUGAAGAAGUGCUCUGAAUUGUACAGGAUGUAGCCAAUAUAAUAUCGAUAUGGCGUGAAAUUUUUCGACACGCGCCGGUCGAGAAGUACACGAAGAAGUACAGUCGUAGAUGGUGAAAAACGAAAGGCAUGUCUUCCGAAGAAAAACCAUGAGAACUUCCUCGCCCUCCUCCAGUACGAGUUCCGUGUACACCAGCGCCGACGAUGCACGUCGAUGCACCGGCUAUGAGAGGAGCCAGUUCCUUGACUUGGAGGAUGUCGGGACUACUUGGCUCCUCGGUUCGCAUUCCUCGCACGAUAGAUCCAAACGAAUACUCGAGAGAUUUAAAAUAGACAAAUCACGAUUUCGCGUACAUCACGUGAUCAUAAUCGGCGCUAUCGUAGCUGCACUAAUAAUCGCCAUAAUCAUCGGUCUAAGUGCGUACGCGCGUAACAGUACGUCUGAUUCACAAGAUAAUGAGUUUUUGGUGCCGCCCGAUCCAGAAAGCUUCCAGCCACCGUCGUGGAGUAAGUUAAGAACUUUCAAACGCGGUGCCGUUUGCGCGGACGGAGCACCAUGCGCUGUUAUCGGCAAGUCAAUUCUAGAACGGAACGGAUCGGCAGUGGAUGCUGCGCUAGCAGCGCUAAUAUGCAACGGACUCGUGAACAUGCAGAGUCUGGGUCUCGGUGGUGGUUUUUUGAUGACUAUUUAUCAAAGAUCCACACGCCAGACCUUCGUUCUCAAUGCAAGGGACCGCGCACCUUUGGCAGCGAAUUUUACGAUGUACGCUGGCAAACCCGCAAAUGCAUCUAGAUUCGGUGCACUGGCAAUCGCCGUACCCGGUGAACUGGCUGGUUAUUGGGAAGCUCAUCAACAAUUCGGUAAGUUGCCAUGGGCGGAUUUAUUCAAACCGAGCAUCGACCUCUGUGAAAAGGGCUAUGUUCUAACAUUAGUACAGUAUGACGGACUUUUAUAUAAUAAGAAGAGCAUUUACAAUGAUCCAACUUUGAGAGAACUGUUUGUCGAUCCUGCAACUAACGAGUUUCGUAAACCAGGCUCUGUAAUUAAACCCUAUACGCUUUGCGAAACUCUACGGACUGUUGCUAAGAAAAAUGCAACCGAAUUUUAUAACGGUACGAUUGGACAACUUCUCGUCGAUGAUUUACAAGAACAAGGAGGAAUAAUAACGAUGAAAGAUCUUAAUGAGUACAGAGUUUCGUGGAAUCAACCGAUACGAACAAAUUUUUCGGACGGGUUGGAACUCUUGACUACAGGAUUGCCUGGUAGCGGAGCUCUUCUCUCGUUUAUUCUCAACGUCUUCGAUGAUUACGACUUUACGCCAGCCAGCAUAACUGACUUUAACGCAACAAUCCUCACAUAUCAUAGAAUGAUAGAGACUUUCAAGUAUGCGUUCGCGUUAAGAACGAAGCUGGGUGAUGGAACUUUCAUCGAUAUGACCGAGAUAAUCAGAAACCUGACAUCGAAGAGCUUCGCGCGCUCGAUACGAGAGAAAAUAGAUGAUACAAGAACGUGGCAGGAUCCACAACAUUAUGGCUCUCCUGCCUAUACUAAUGUCGAAGACCAUGGUACCGCGCACGUGUCCGUGCUGACGCAGAAUGGUGAUGCGGUAUCGGUUACCAGCACCAUCAACUUUUAUUUCGGAAGCGGAAUAGUCAGCAGAAGAACCGGCAUUUUGUUAAAUAACGGCAUGGACGACUUCAGCAUUCCGUCGCAGUUCAAUUACUUCGGUGUGCCGCCAAGCCCCAACAAUUAUAUCGCGCCCAAAAAACAGCCAUUGUCCUCAAUGGUACCAUCCGUUCUGGUCGAUCGGAACGGUGACAUCAAAAUGGUCAUGGGUGCUGCUGGUGGUACAAAAAUUACGACGGCAGUAUCACAAGUGACAGCGAAAAUACUUUGGAUGGGGCGGACGGUCAAGGAGGCGGUGGAUUCAGCGAGGAUACAUCACCAGCUAUUUCCGCCCAAGGUGUCUUACGAGUAUGGGAUCCCUAAACAAGUGGUCGACGGUCUGAAACGUUUGGGACACGUCACAGAACGCUACAAACUUCGCGGCAGCGUAGCUUGUGUCGUACUGUAUGAAAAUUCCACAAUUUUCGCGAACGCUGAUUAUCGUAAAGGUGGCGAUGUGUACGGAAUCAAUUGAUUCGCAUGCGUGAGUCACCUUCCGGUGAUCCAGCCAUCAUUUUGUAGCAUAAACCUUCUGCGAAAGAUAAUAGACUUUGUUCAAACGAUGCCGAACAAAAUCUCAUGAUUAUAACACGGAUGUAUGCGAUCAAUCUUGUUAUUGUUAUUGGCGAGAUGUUCGUGUUUAAAAGAUCGAUAUGUCAGUAUUACCGUUCAAUAUAAAACUUUUACACUUUCUCGCUCACUGGUCGCACCUUGUUCUUACAUCGCUCUUCUUCCUUCCAACAUCUACAUUUAUCUUUCCUUUAAUUUUCGUAAUAUUGAUGUACACAAACCAGGCAAUGUAGAACACGAAAAUCGAGGAAUUUUUUUUCACAGUUGAUAUACAUGUUUGUACGAUUCGAAUUCUUAGCACAGUUGUAUGACGCUCCAUGGACGCUUAUUGAAAAUCUCUAGCCUUGUUGCGCUAUUUAUAGGCGUAAAACCUUGAUGUCGAUAUCACUGCGAUUUAUUUUCUGUUUUAAACUACUUUGGAUCACGUACCAAAUAUUGCACUUAGAUCCGGUUUCACAGUAUAUGGUUACCUAAAGAUUAAAGAUUACCAACAGAUUCAUCAAUAAAAUUUAUUCAUGAAUUUCUCGAUUACCUUUAAUCUUUAGGUAACCAUAUAUUGUGAAAUCGGGCCUUAAAUGUUAUCUACACAUCCCAAUC